AGGUGACAAAGGGGUGUCAGAGGGAGGGUGGCCUUUUCCGAGACCGCCUCCCCUGGGUGCUCUACAGCUAAAAAGGAACUGCUUCCUACCCACCCGGCUUUCUUCAGUUCCUGUCUGGUCCUCUUCCUCUUUCUCACUAAAUCCAGCCAUAGAGGACAACACCUGUAACAGCCCCUCUGACACCUGGCUACAACCCUGGGCUACUGUAAGUGUGGACCUCCGUGCAGAAGAGCGAGCAUCAUGGUGGCUUUCAAAGGGGUCUGGACUCAAGCUUUCUGGAAGGCGGUCACCGCGGAAUUUCUGGCCAUGCUCAUCUUUGUUCUGCUCAGCCUGGGGUCCACCAUCAACUGGGGUGGAGCAGAAAACCCCUUGCCCGUUGACAUGGUCCUCAUCUCUCUCUGCUUCGGACUCAGCAUUGCCACUAUGGUGCAGUGCUUUGGACACAUCAGUGGCGGCCACAUCAACCCCGCUGUGACAGUGGCCAUGGUGUGCACGCGCAAGAUCAGCAUCGCCAAGUCUGUUUUCUACAUCGUUGCACAGUGUCUAGGGGCCAUCAUCGGGGCUGGCAUCCUCUACCUGGUCACACCUCCCAGCGUGGUGGGAGGCUUGGGAGUCACUACGGUUCAUGGAAAUCUUACAGCUGGCCACGGUCUCCUGGUAGAGCUGAUAAUCACAUUUCAGUUGGUGUUUACUAUUUUUGCCAGCUGUGAUUCCAAACGGACUGAUGUCACUGGUUCAAUAGCUUUAGCAAUUGGAUUUUCUGUUGCAAUUGGACAUUUGUUUGCAAUCAAUUAUACUGGGGCCAGCAUGAAUCCAGCUCGAUCCUUUGGACCUGCAGUUAUCAUGGGAAACUGGGAAAACCACUGGAUAUAUUGGGUUGGGCCUAUUAUAGGCGCGGUCCUCGCAGGUGCCCUCUACGAGUAUGUCUUCUGUCCAGACGUGGAACUCAAACGUCGUCUCAAGGAAGCGUUCAGCAAAGCUGCCCAGCAGACUAAAGGGAGCUACAUGGAGGUGGAGGACAACAGGAGCCAAGUGGAGACCGAGGACUUGAUUCUGAAACCUGGGGUGGUGCAUGUGAUUGACAUUGACCGUGGAGACGAGAAGAAGGGGAAGGACCCGUCUGGAGAGGUACUGUCUUCAGUAUGACUAGAGGAUAGCACUGAAAGCAGGAGAGAGUCCUUACAACUGUCCUCAGAUUUCCUCCCGCCCAUUAAGGAAACGGAUCUGUUAUAACUUAGACAGGUGCAGGUUUGUUGCUUCACAUCUUAUUACUCAGUCUAAACAACAUGCAUUUCACUUUUUACCAAGGAGAAAGGAAGAAAUUGAUUGUGAACUCAAAAUUUCAAAACAGAAUUCUUUUUAAAGUAUCCCAAAGCCAACAUGCAUCCAGUUUAUCUAGUUGCCGUUAACAACCAAUUGAAAAUAUGUAUCAAGAUUUAGUUAAGUCUUGGCUUCCAGAACAUAUAGACUCACCAGCCACCCAAUACCUCCUCUGUGAGGAAAUUCGUAUUGCCCAGGCUCAUUUGAAUAUUUACUUCAUUGAAUUACUUUAACAAUGGCAAAUGCAUUAUGCCACAGUGUCACGCAUAUUCAAAAGAAGAAAUGUAAUGAGUUCUUCCAGGGUAAUCCCUUAUUUAAAAACUACCUCGGCAAUAAAAAUACAUUAGCAGGGGUCAUUGGUAAUCCGCUAUUUGUAUUUAUAUUGCAAACACCUGACUGUCAAACCCCAUUGCCAAUCCAUUAUAAUCCUUCUUCUCCUCAAAAUCCAAGAUACUGUGGGGCUAAAGCCCAGAUAUUUGGUAAGAAUAUUCAUUUAUGUACAUGUGUGAGCUCCAUCUAAUGAAACACCCAAGUCAUAAGGAACAUCUAGUGAGAUUCUGGACAGACCUGUGAAAUCUUAUGGGCGGAUAGGUUACCAUUAUACAAAAAGAUCAGAAGGAAAGCGGAAAUCUGUGUGCUGUACCAGAUGAUUGACCUGUUUUCAGUGCACGCUCUCAGCUGUACCACACAAGAUUAACCACCUAAGCUUUUAACCACUUGGCUUACUUUGUAAGAUAUAUUGUCAAAACUGGGGAGUUUGUUUGUAAUGUUGGCUGCCUAUAUUUAAACACUUCAGAUAUUUGACAAGAACUUGACUAGUAGAAUCCUGCUUUUCUGUUGGUUUCUAAGUCCUGCUCACUCUAGAAGGUGUGAACUGGUUCUCCACAUCCCAACCUCUGGUGCUGUUUCACUUCCCAUGAUAUCUGUUGAUAAUCUUCCCUGCAAGUGUAAUAAUACCAGAGUGAAUUAAAAUGCGUGGCAGACAAGGCGCACGGCUGCAGGAUGAAAGGGCCAGGGCAUCUACUCUGUUUAAGGCUGACUGACGACCAAUCCUUCAUUUGCUGAGGUACUGUACAUAGCUCGAUAUGUUUUUAUUUUCCUUACUGACUGGUUUACUUGUUAAAACCAUUUGUUUCUCCUGCACCUGCUGUGCCUUCUGUCCGUGGACUCUUUCAUGGAAACCCCAGUUUCUGUCAUCUUAACAGUCUAGUCUAGCGUUUAUCUUAGACAAAUGCUACAAAUGUCAGUUUCACAGAAGUUUGUAGGGAGAGCAAAGACUCAUCAGUGAGGAGUGGCUUGUAAAUAGCUGAUAAUCGAGGGCUUUCUUCUCCCAAGCACAUUUCCAACUGUGUGUGACUUUUUAUUGUUCAUGGCAGCUCUGUGUCUGUGGCUAUGAGAUAAUGGACCACUGUCAAACCUGAUUCUCUUCGGUGCUAGGAAAGAGUGAUGUGUUUAAGUUCUCAGACAAGCCGUCAGGCCAGUGUGUGCCUCGGAGUGCCAGCAGUAUGUUUUAUGGCAGAUGCUGGAAACAUAGGGCUCAAUUUCAGGGGUGCAGCCUUCAAAUACACUAUGCCAGAGAUACAAGGUUACUUCCGGACUGGGUGCCACCCACAGAACUAGGGUGUAAACCUCCUCCCAAGGAUGGUUUGUGAGCAUUAUUUCAAAUGUUUGCACAGUAUACCACUACAGGCUGAAGAUCAGGGUGGUUCAGUUCACAAGGUAAUAUCAACCAUCAACAAACAU
Molecule: messenger RNA, 3063 nt
Organism: Nannospalax galili (Upper Galilee mountains blind mole rat)
Lineage: Eukaryota; Metazoa; Chordata; Mammalia; Rodentia; Spalacidae
Gene: Aqp4
Product: aquaporin 4
Exons: 5
Coding region: 241-1146 (301 amino acids)
Biological process (GO): transmembrane transport
Cellular component (GO): plasma membrane; basolateral plasma membrane
Molecular function (GO): water channel activity
Source: RefSeq, a predicted model, not a curated record